UUAAACACAGUGAGCAAAUAUCAAUAACAGAUUCAGUUAUAAUUUUCUGUUUCUUAUAAAUUAUUGCUGCAUUUCAUGCUUAUGUAGAUUAUUACGAUAUCGGAGCCCCUCUUAUUGAAUGCCGUCAUUGUAAGGCGAUUAUGUGGUAUCAAGAGAGGAUGCAUAAAAGCUCUCACUCCGCCAACCCCAAGUUUAUGAUGUGUUGUGGGAACGGGAAAGUCGAACUCCCACUACUUAGACAGCCUCCGGAAACCCUUGCAAAACUUUUAUUUGAUCACGAUAGUUUAGUUAGCCGCAAGUUUCAACAACAAAUCCGAGUGUACAAUAUGAUGUUUGCAUUCACGUCACCGGGAGCAAAGGUGGACAAUCAGUUUAACAAUGGACGUGGGCCUCCAACCCUAAGGAUACAAGGUCAAACGUGUCACCGAAUUGGAAGUUUGUUGCCUCCUCAAGGUCAAAAAGCUAAGUUUGCUCAGUUAUAUAUUUAUGACACAGAGAACGAAGUCGAAAACAGAAUGCAAGGACUAAGGAACAAAGAGGACUUUGAUCCAUUGGUUGUCAGUCAGCUAUCAACCAUGAUGUACGAAUUCAACCCUCAUGCCAAGAGUUUUCAAAUGGCAAGGCAAUGGUUAAAUAAUGGGGAAACUCCAAACUUGAAGCUGCGUCUUAUUUCCAGCAGAUCCACUGAUGGGAGGGUGUAUAAUCAACCAACUGUGUCUGAAGUGGCAGCUUUGGUUGUUGGUGAUAUUGACACUGCGGAAAUGAGGGAUAUCAUAAUGCAUACAAAGGGAGGAAGACUUCAAAGAAUCAACGAACUGCAUGCCGCUUACAUGGCUUACCAAUAUCCUUUGAUAUUUCCUUAUGGUGAGGACGGUUAUAGACCUGAUGUAGCACACAGAGACUUGGCCGGAAACGAAAACUCCAUAAGAAAUAGGCUCACAAUACACGAAUGGCUUGCCUUUCGCAUUCAGACAAGGUUAUCUGAAGCUAAGACUUUGUUAUCUUCUAGAAGGUUGUUCCAGCAAUUUCUGGUCGAUGGUUACACGAUGUUAGAGUCCGAGAAACUAGAAUGGCUACGUAAAAAUCAACCAAAGCUUCGGGUGUCCAAGUACAACUCUUUAGAGAAAGAAGGCGAUCAAAGUCAAGCUCCAGGAAUAAGCAUAGGUAAACGAGUUGUUUUGCCCUCCUCCUUUGUCGGCGGUCGUAGGUUUAUGGAUCAAUUGUACUAUGAUGGGAUGGCUAUAUGCAGUAAAGUCGGUUUUCCUGAUUUGUUUAUUACUUUUACAUGUAACCCAAAUUGGCCUGAGAUUCAAAGAGUACUUGGCCCUCUACAUCUGAAGCCUCAAGAUCGAUCGGAUGUCAUUUCGAGAGUUUUCAAGAUCAAAUUUGAUCAACUGCUUUCAGAUUUAACCAAAAAAGGCGUUCUUGGGAAAGUGCUUGCCUAUAUGUACACCAUCGAGUUCCAAAAGAGAGGAUUGCCUCAUGCCCAUAUUUUGAUCUUUUUGCAUCCUUCAAACAAAUAUCCAGGACCUGAAGACAUUGACAAGAUCAUAAGUGCUGAAGUGCCUGAUCCCAAAACACACCCUCGAUUGUACAACUUGGUAAAAUCUCACAUGGUCCAUGGUCCUUGUGGUUUGGCAAAUCUCAAAUCACCUUGCAUGAAAGAUAACAAGUGCACCAAGUUUUAUCCUAAGAAAUUCCAACCUACAACUAUAGUGGACCAUGAGGGCUAUCCAAUUUAUAGGAGAAGAAACAACGGUCACACAAUUGAAAAACACGGCAUCAUCUUUCACAGUGGUCAUGUUGUUCCUCAUAAUCCAAGUUUGUUGUUGAAAUACGAAGCCCACAUCAACAUGGAAUGGUGCAACCAAAGUACUUCCAUCAAGUACCUCUUCAAAUAUAUUAACAAAGGUUCGGAUCGUAUUUCUGCAAUCAUCCAAGGUCAGGACAAAAACAACGUUGACGAAAUCAAGCAAUAUUUGGAUUGUCGAUACAUCUCCCCAAGUGAAGCAUGUUGGAGGAUAUUUUCUUAUUCUAUACAUGGAAGGAAGCCAGCCGUAGAAAGAUUGUUUUUCCAUAUGGAAGGUGAAAAUUCCGUGUACUACAAAGACUACGAGCAAGUUGGUGAUGUUUUACUCAAACCAAGUGUAACCGAGUCAAUGUUUACAUCUUGGUUUGAGGCAAACAAAACUUAUGAGGAAGCAAGAUUACUAACUUACGGUGAUUUUGUUUCCAAAUUUGUUUAUCAUAAAAGAAGUCGCACAUGGAAACCAAGGAAACGAGGGUAUACUUGGACGACUCAUUUGGGUUCCCCAAAGCACCGGUGAAUUAUUUUAUUUGCGGAUGAUGCUCACGGUCACUAAGGGUCCUUUAUGCUAUAAUGACAUCAAGAAAGUUGACGGCAAACAACUUAAAACUUUUAGGGAUGCAUGCUUUGCUAUGGGAUUUCUACAAGAUGACCGAGAAUUUGUCGAGGCGAUCAAAGAGGCACAUCUUUGGGGUUCCGGUCCAUUUUUACGGAAGUUAUUUGUGACAAUGUUGUUAUCUGCAUCCAUGAAUAGACCAGAACAUGUUUGGAGGAAGACUUGGAUGUAUUUAUCGGAUGGCAUUCUUUAUGAUCAACGUUUGUUCGCUGGAAAUCAAGGUAUUUUAUGUUUGGGUUCACUGUACUAUUUUUUUAAACCAAUUGCUUAUUUUUAGUGUCACUGCCAUGUUGCAUAACAAUAGGGGUCUCUUGCAUAAUACAUGUUUAGUGGUAGAUUACAAGUCCAUGAAUAUAUGCAUUGCAUAUGAAGUUUGGAUUUCAGCGUGCAUGACUUCGUAGUUAUUAGUAUAAUUGUUUUUUAAGUGAGAUGCUGCCAUGUUUCAGGCAGUUUCAAUUCCAUUAUAAUAUUUUCUGCUUGCAAUACCAUUACAUAUUCAACUAAACUAUGGCAAUAUAUAAUAUAUAUCAUGUGUACCUCCCUGUUUAUUGUAUGCUGGAAAAUCAAACUUCAUAUGUUAAUUAUUGAGAGAGGUUUGGAUACGUGAUAUAUGAAAAACCUUGGCUGGGGAAUUGCAACACAUACUUCAUUUAUUUAUAAUAUGGGUUCAUAAUUGGUUCGUGUUGCUUAAAUGGUCACAAGGCAUAAGUAUUGUCACUUUAAGCAUUUCUAUAUUUGUAUAACAUUUUUUUGUGUUAAACAUUUAUUUCUUAGGCCUGACAAUGACCGAUGCUGAGCUAAAAGAACGCACAUUAAUGGCCAUUGAAACACUUUUGCAAAAUAAUAAUCGAUCUCUAAAAGACUUCAAGACGAUGCCGUAUCCAAAAGAUUAUGUCGUCUCCUUUACUGGCAAUAGGCUACUUUACGAUGAACUUCAAUACGAGGUUGUUGGUCAACAACACAUUUUUGAUACUUUGUAUGCUUCUCUUACAGAUGAGCAAAGAAGCAUUUUUGAGGAAAUCAUGGAUGCUGUAGAUAGGCAACAAGGUGGGGUGUUUUUUCUAUAUGGCUACGGUGGGACUGGUAAGACCUUUAUGUAGAACACUUUAUCAGCAGCACUUAGGUCUAGAAAGAAAAUUGUUUUGCCGGUUGCUUCAAGUGGAAUUGCAAGUUUGUUGCUUCCAGGUGGAAGAACGGCUCAUUCUAGAUUUAAGAUUCCUGUUCCCACUUUAGAGACUUCUAUUUGUAACAUUGAAAAAAAAGAUCAUCUUGCCGAGCUUCUAAAGUUUACGGAUUUAAUCAUCUGGGAUGAGGCUCCAAUGGCUAACAAGUUCUGCUUUGAAGCUUUGGACAAAUCCUUAAAAGAUAUUAUGAGUGGAUCCACACAUGCAUCUAAAAAAGUAUUUGGAGGUAAGGUUGUUGUCUUUGGUGGUGACUUCAGAGAGAUUCUCCCAGUUAUACCAAGAGGUACUAGAUCUGAUAUUAUCCAUGCAACAAUCAAUGCUUCUUAUAUUUGGGAUCAUUGUAAAGUUUUGAGGCUUACAAAGAACAUGAGGUUGCAAAGUGGUCCACCUACUGCUACAGCUGAUGAGAUUAGGACUUUUUCUGAGUGGAUUUUAAAUAUAGGAGAUGGGACCAUGUGUGAGCCUAAUGAUGGUUAUGCUGAUAUUUGUAUUCCAGAUGAGUUCUUAAUUUCUAACUUUUCAGAUCCCAUUCAGGCAAUUGUUGAAGAUACAUAUCCUGAUCUCAUUCAUAACUAUCUUGAUUCGAAUUAUCUUCAAAGUCGUGCAAUCUUGGCUUCAACAAUCGAAGUAGUUGAUGAUAUCAACCAAUAUAUCACAAACCUUUU
Molecule: messenger RNA, 4272 nt
Organism: Vicia villosa (hairy vetch)
Lineage: Eukaryota; Viridiplantae; Streptophyta; Magnoliopsida; Fabales; Fabaceae
Exons: 4
Coding region: 141-2327 (728 amino acids)
Source: RefSeq, a predicted model, not a curated record